Molecule: messenger RNA, 774 nt
Organism: Geodia barretti
Lineage: Eukaryota; Metazoa; Porifera; Demospongiae; Tetractinellida; Geodiidae
Source: the annotation of a GenBank genome assembly
ACCUGUAUCUCUACUGGUGGACCUGCUACCACUGUCACUUGGACCAGAGACUCCACCACUGUCACACAAGGAACUGCUGAGACUGUGUUGAAUGACCCAGUGAAUGCACAGUACACCCACACUCUGACUGUGACUGGGACUCUGGGAGGAAACUACACAUGUACUGUGUCCAAUAACAAGCCAUCCAGUAACUCAUCGAGUAUCACAGUUAGCGUUCCACCACCACCUACUAAUCUGACCCUGGAGCAAAAUAAUGAGACAAGCAUCAAUGCAUCAUGGAGUCCACCUCCCCAGUCUGCAAACAUUACAGGAUACAGAGUGUUCUGGACUCAGUGCGCCUCCUCUGACUGUAUCAAUCACACAGUGAUUAAUUCCUCGACAGUUGAAACACUGACAGGCUUGAUGGCAAGGCAGUGCUACAGUGUUUCUGUGGUUAGUGUUUCAGAUCUCCCAAGUAAUAUUACAACCCGGAAUAUAACUUUAGUUACCAAUCCAGGUAAUAUCAGCAUUGAUGUGGUAUCUACUAGCGAUGGUUUCUCAUUGAUGAUAAACUUUAGUAACUAUGUAGAAAAUGGGAUCUAUCGUAUUAUGACCAAUGUGACUGGUUGAGAUUUUUGCACUGUAACAAUGGUUGUUGGAGGCUCAGUGCUGACCAGACAUUAUGUGAAUCCAAUGAAUCUACAGCAUUACCGGACUAGUUCCUAACGGAUACAAUAUGACACUGGUGUAAGUAAUGCUCGGUAGCAGAACACAGAGUUUUUCUAAUCAGACUCA